Molecule: messenger RNA, 969 nt
Organism: Desarmillaria tabescens
Lineage: Eukaryota; Fungi; Basidiomycota; Agaricomycetes; Agaricales; Physalacriaceae
Exons: 4
Coding region: 91-870 (259 amino acids)
Source: RefSeq, a predicted model, not a curated record
UGCGACCUUUAAAAGUAUUUCUUCAACUUGCACCCUUGCAAGAAAACCCUCCGAAUUCCCCCCUGCCAUCCUGUGCCACUGGAGAUUAUCAUGGCUCGCACCGACGCGAAGAACCUUCAAAAGUAUCCAUGCGAGCAUCCCGGAUGCCAGAAAAGAUUCACAAGGAAGAACGACGUCAAGAGGCAUGCCAAGACUCACCUCACAGGCGAGCAAUUGGAGUCGGAGAAGCAUACCUGUCCAGUCACCGAGGCGGGGUGCACCAUGGCUUCCCUACAGCUGGGAAAUGUGAAGAUUCACAUUCGUGAAAAGCACUCCGAUGUCAAGCAUCUUGUAUGCUUCGAUUGCAGGCCGAGUUUCCGGCUGUUCGACAACACAACAACGCUAGCCAAGCAUGCUCAAGCGCAGCAUCUGCCUACCAGCCGCCGUCAAAUGAACCCUCCGAAGCCGCGCCGGAAAGUCACCAAGAGAUUGUGGGAUAUUGUCAGUCCUCUACCUCCCUCCAACACCUUCACUGUCCCUCCCCCGCCUACCGACAGGUUCCCGCUCCCACCCACCGCUCCUCGACGACGAAAAUCCCCACUACCCGACGUUAUCAUCAUCGCCCCAUUGGCAUUCCCCAAGGACGACCCAGAACCGCCCCGGGACCCAUCUCGACCCCGUCCACAGUGGUAUCGCGCACCUCAGCCGAAACCGAAGAUCUCAUCGCUACGGAGGAAAGCACGCGACAUUUCUGGGAUCAAGAAGCGCGCUCGAUGGCCUCUUUCUCCGACUCCGAGCCCAUCGACUGCGGGAGGGGAGUGUUCUAGCAGCCGGUUCCCAUUGCCCCCUCCGCCUCCUUACCGGCUUGCCACUUCGGCCUUGAGUGCCUAGCCAUGAGCGGGAGGCAAUCCGGACAUUCAUCGAGGCGUGUUGUGGAUCUCCGAAGGUGUCACGGUGGCCUCCUUUGGAUCAAAGCUGGGAGUCGUACUA